CGUUGCGCCUGCGCCGUGCGCGUCCCCUGCGUCCUGCCGGCGCGCGGAGCUGGGCGCCGUCAUGGCUCUGCGGCUGCUGCGCGUCGCGCCGAGGGCAGCGAGGUCAUCACUGCUUUGCAGCUCUCUGGGGAGCAGCAACUCUAAUGCAGAAGGAAGAUCUGAACCUGUUAAGCAGUCGCUUAAGAAACCGAAGUUACCAGUAGGUCGGUUUGAUGAACCAGAGGAGUCCAAUAUAGAGAGGGAGCCGCUGGAAAAAUUUCCUGAUGGAAUCAAUCCUACUACAAAAGAGAAGGGUGGACCUAAAGGCCCUGAACCUACACGUUAUGGAGACUGGGAGAGAAAAGGACGUUGUAUAGACUUUUAAUGUACAAAUGUAUCUACUGCUAAUAAAAUGCUUCUAGUUGUUGAAAAAGAUAAUGUAUAGAGAAAUCUCACUUAAAUUUUCCUUCCUGUUGUGAAGCUUCUUGUUUCUGUCAUGUUUGUGGUGAUUUUUCUGAGAAAUAUUAUGUAAAUAAACAUGCCAUGGUAACUCA
Rhea pennata is the source of this 533-nucleotide messenger RNA. It is a transcript of the gene SDHAF4, whose product is annotated as succinate dehydrogenase complex assembly factor 4. Bases 62 to 364 code for a protein of 100 amino acids. Gene Ontology annotation, cellular component: mitochondrion. NCBI's taxonomy places the organism in Eukaryota, Metazoa, Chordata, Aves, Rheiformes, Rheidae. Gene Ontology annotation, biological process: mitochondrial respiratory chain complex II assembly. The transcript is spliced from 3 exons. The record is from RefSeq and is a predicted model, not a curated record.